AUGGACAAGCGUGAGGAGGGUAGCCCGCCUGCAAACGAACCGUCGACGUCGAGUGGGGUACGACGGGCCAAGAGCCCUCCUACCGUCACUACCGUGGUACCAGGUGAUGUGCCGGUGGCCGCCGCGUCGACGCGGAGCCACACGCGUGGCGGCCGCAAGCGAACGCGUUCCUCGUCCAGCGUUUCCACCAGGGCUAAGGAGCCCGCUGCCAAGAAACAGCGCCGCUUGAGAAGUGAACCUAUAUCGUCACGCAGCGGCGCGCGUGCGGUAGAUUGGCCGGCGGCCGCAUCGACGCGCAGCGGCGGGCGCGGCGGUCGCAAGCGAACGCGUUCCUCGUCCAGCGUUUCCACCAGGGCUAAGGAGCCCGCUGCCAAGAAACAGCGCCGCUUGAGAAGUGAACCUAUAUCGUCACGCAGCGGCGCGCGUGCGGUAGAUUGGCCGGCGGCCGCAUCGACGCGCAGCGGCGGGCGCGGCGGUCGCAAGCGAACGCGUUCCUCGUCCAGCCUUUCCACCAGGGCUAGCAAGCCCGCUGCCAAGAAACAGCGCCGCUUGAGAAGUGAACCUAUAUCGUCACGCAGCGGCGCGCGUGCGGUAGAUUGGCCGGCGGCCGCAUCGACGCGCAGCGGCGGGCGCGGCGGUCGCAAGCGAACGCGUUCCUCGUCCAGCCUUUCCACCAGGGCUAGCAAGCCCGCGGCUAAGAAACAGCGCCGCUUGAGAAGUGAACCUAUGUCGUCACGCAGCGGCGCGCGUGCGGUAGAUUUGCCGGCGGCCGCAUCGACGCGCAGCGGCGGGCGCGGCGGUCGCAAGCGAACGCGUUCCUCGUCCAGCCUUUCCACCAGGGCUACCAAGCCCGCGGCUAAGAAACAGCGCCGCUUGAGAAGUGAACCUAUGUCGUCACGCAGCGGCGCGCGUGCGGUAGAUUUGCCGGCGGCCGCAUCGACGCGCAGCGGCGGGCGCGGCGGUCGCAAGCGAACGCGUUCCUCGUCCAGCCUUUCCACCAGGGCUAAGGAGCCCGCGGCCAAGAAACAGCGCCGCUUACGCAGCGGCACGCGCACUGUAGAUUUGCCGGUGGCAGCAUCAGUGCGGAUCAGCAGGCGUGCCGGUCGUAAGCGAACACGCUCAAAUGUCAGCCUCUCCACCAGGGCCAGCGGUUACAAGCCCGCUGCCAAGAAACAACGCCGCGCGAGGAACGGGCCUACGAGCUUCGACACGGGCAACACGAAGGCGGGGCUACGAGUCACGGGACGAAACCGGAAGAGAGGAUGCCGCCGAUAA
This is a messenger RNA of Dermacentor andersoni, 1275 nucleotides long. The record is from RefSeq and is a predicted model, not a curated record. NCBI's taxonomy places the organism in Eukaryota, Metazoa, Arthropoda, Arachnida, Ixodida, Ixodidae.